Prunus armeniaca (apricot) is the source of this 570-nucleotide messenger RNA. NCBI's taxonomy places the organism in Eukaryota, Viridiplantae, Streptophyta, Magnoliopsida, Rosales, Rosaceae. The record is from the annotation of a GenBank genome assembly.
AUGAGAACAUUGUCGCUUUCUUUGAAUCAGCUAUCAGGUAGCCUCCUAGCAAACAUAGGCCUUGGGCUUCCAAACCUACAACACCUUCAUAUAGCAAGCACUGACCUCAGCGGAGUAAUCCCUAACCUCUCCAAUUCUUCUAUGCUCACGGAGCUAGACUUGGGCCAAAACUCAUUUACAGGGUUUAUUCCAACCACGCUAUGUGCCUUAACAAACCUUAAGCGGCUUAGGUUAUCAAUGAAUAAUUUGACGAUUGAUACUUCCACUCCAGAAGCAACCACUCUCUCUUGUUUGGCUAAUCUUAGAAGUUUGACAACACUAAACUUGGAUGCUAAUCCGUUAAAUGCCACACUUGAUGAUUCCUUUUCGAAUUUCUCUACAUCGACGCUUCAACAUAUUGGUUUAAGAAACUGCAGCAUGAGGGGUAACAUUCCCAUUGGUAUUGGCAACAUUAGCAGCUUGGUAAUCUUAGACCUCGGAAACAAUCAAUUGAGUGGAUCAAUUCCAACUUCAUUAGGAAGACUUGGAAAUCUCCAAGCUCUCUGGUUCUAUACCUUCAUGCUUGGGUAA